Cetraspora pellucida is the source of this 2433-nucleotide messenger RNA. NCBI's taxonomy places the organism in Eukaryota, Fungi, Glomeromycota, Glomeromycetes, Diversisporales, Gigasporaceae. The record is from the annotation of a GenBank genome assembly.
AUGGCAUCUGCAGUAUUUGUGUUGGAUCUAAAAGGAAAAGUCCUUAUUUCUCGUAAUUAUCGUGGCGACAUUCCAAUGUCGGCUGUAGAAAAAUUUAUGCCUUUGGUAUUAGAGGCUGAGGAAGAACAGCAAGCACCAACACCCUGCUUCACUCAUGAGGGCAUAAAUUAUUUGUACAUACGCCACAAUAAUCUAUACUUGUUAGCCCUAACAAAGAAAAAUUCUAAUGCAACUACGAUUUUACUAUUCCUACAUAAACUGGCCGAGGUCUUUACAGAAUAUUUUAAAGAACUCGAAGAAGAAUCCAUUCGAGAUAAUUUUGUCAUUAUUUACGAGUUACUUGAUGAAAUGAUGGAUUUCGGAUAUCCUCAAACUACCGAAACUAAAAUAUUACAAGAAUAUAUAACUCAAGAAUCACAUAAAUUGGAAAUUCAAGUUAGACCACCAAUGGCAGUAACCAAUGCGGUUUCAUGGCGUUCCGAAGGCAUAAAAUAUCGAAAAAAUGAAGUUUUUUUGGAUGUCAUUGAAUCCGUAAAUUUAUUAGUUAAUGCAAAUGGAAAUGUACUACGUAGUGAAAUUCUUGGGAUAAUUAAGAUGAAAUGUUACUUAAGUGGUAUGCCUGAGUUACGACUUGGGCUAAAUGACAAGGUCAUGUUUGAAAGUACUGGUCGAUCUCCUUCUCGAGGGAAAGCCAUUGAAAUGGAAGAUGUGAAAUUCCAUCAAUGUGUUCGAUUAUCUCGAUUUGAGAAUGAUCGUACCAUUUCAUUUAUACCUCCAGAUGCACUCGUGGAAAGUUAUGCUGGUUCUAGAAUUGAAUAUAUGAUUAAGGCAAAAGCUCAAUUCAAACGACGCUCUACAGCGAACAAUGUUGAAAUAUAUGUUCCUGUACCUGAUGAUGCAGAUACACCAAAAUUCAGGAGUAGUAUUGGUUCUGUUCAUUACGCUCCCGAAAAGUCUUGUCUUGUUUGGAAAAUCAAACAAUUCCAGGGUGGCAAAGAGUUUUUAAUGCGUGCACAUUUCGGACUGCCUUCAGUAAAAAAUGUAGAUGACCCUGAUAAAAAACCACCGAUUGGCGUCAAGUUUGAAAUACCCUAUUUCACCACGUCUGGGAUUCAAGUUCGCUACUUAAAAAUUGUUGAAAAGAGUGGUUAUCAAGCAUUACCUUGGGCUUUCUUUCUCGCAAAUGUUUCUUUAGACCCUGACGUUCCAGAGGCUGAAAUGUCUUCUAAAGUAUCUCACGUAACCCCUGUAACAACAAACAGUUAUAACCUCCCACAACAACCUUCUCACGUUGAUUUUUUGGCUUCCACUCCGUCGAGUAUUACCCGCGUUUUGACUUAUACCUCUCCUCUCGUACACUUGUUCUCAUAUUUUUUAUCCUUGCUCUCAUGGUCAACAAGAAGUUCUUCUGAAUCAUGCUUGCUUGUGGCUGCUUGGUGGACUAUUUGCCUUUACCCCAGAGAAUUAAUAAUUUAUGGUACUCACAUAGGCUUAAUUUCGUGGAUCAGUUGGAGCUGGGUUGAAAAAGGGAAAAGUGAGAGACUAGGAAAGUCUAACUUUACAUUAGCGGCUUCGCAACUAGAUCUAAAUAGAACCGUUCAGGAGAUACACAACAUUUCGGAUAAACUUUCUUCUUUUCAUAAACUUCUCAAUAAUGCGAAUUCUUAUAUCAAUUGGUCAGAUCCUGUACAAACACGGAAGGUGUUGAUGGGUUUAGCUUAUUCAUAUCCUGUAUGGAUUUUAUUCAAUUAUUUUGUAUCGUUAACAUGGACUUUCAUAAUUGUUGGAACAUUUUUCUUGGUGUGGAAUAGUCCGUGGUCCAAAGUUAUCCGAUAUACCCUUAUGCGAUCUCAAUUGUUCAGUAGAAUUGUUAGUUUUGUAUUUGGUUUUCUGUGGUGUGGAGAUUUUCAACAAGAAGGUAGUAAAAACGUUGGCACUAGAAGUUUGCCCGCAGUAAGGGAGCAGCCAAAAAAACUCCCUUUAAAAAAUAUAUCUUUAAAAGAAGACACCAAAACGUCCGAUGAAUAUAACGAACCAGUUAAUGAUAAAGAUACGUUUGAACUUCCUCAGCGUAAAGAAAUGAUAACGCCGGAAGAUCCUAAUACACGAAAGACAAUAGAAUGGGAGUGGGUUGAUCCGGGUUGGUGGAUUGAUUACGGGGGUGCCGUUGAUAAAGAGGGUUGGGAAUAUUUCGAUAAUCGGUGGAAUAAUCCGUCUUCUAAAAGUGCAUUUAGAAGAUAUACUCGUAGGAGAAAAUGGGCUAGAACUGCUAGAAUGAUAGAAACGAUUCAGAAGAUUGAGAAGCCUUUUAAUUCAACAUCCGAACCAGAUGAAAAAAUCGAUCCGAUUGAAAAUACUAAUGACUCAAGUGUUGAUAACAAACUUUCAUCAAAUGACCACAAAGAUGAGGAAUCAAGCAUAUCUGAUCAAUAG